AUGAAGCAGCAGCAGCAAAAACUCAGGGCAGCUCCAGUCAUUCCGGUUGCUGACAAGAUGCCUAUAACAUCCUCUUUGGUUCAACCUGAACCUGUUGUAGAGAAGGUGGAUAGUGUGGGAGAAGGCCAUGGACUGAAAGAAGGUUCCUCGUGUCAGGAGGUUGUCAAUCUGCCUCCAAACCAUUGCAUGUCUUGCCGAAAACGUGUUGGGCUGACUGGAUUCAAGUGCCGAUGUGGUGGGACAUUUUAUGCUGUUCACCGGUACUCUGAAGUCCAAAUACAUACAAUGUGA
This is a messenger RNA of Telopea speciosissima, 291 nucleotides long. RefSeq names its product zinc finger A20 and AN1 domain-containing stress-associated protein 6-like. Gene Ontology annotation, molecular function: zinc ion binding. The record is from RefSeq and is a predicted model, not a curated record. The transcript has a single exon. The coding region runs from base 1 to 291 and encodes 96 amino acids. NCBI's taxonomy places the organism in Eukaryota, Viridiplantae, Streptophyta, Magnoliopsida, Proteales, Proteaceae.